CGCUUACGUAUCUCCCGCUAUUCCGCUAUCAAACAUUAUCAGCAACACUUCGUAAUGUAAACACAGGAUUGCACCAUGGUCUUUAUUCGUCAUACAAGACUCAUAAGUAAAUCUUUAAGUAAACACUGCUUCAUUAAUUGCUUCAACUAAGUACAUAUAUAAACUCAUGAAUCGAAAUAUCUCAGCACAAGAUAUGUUGAACGAAGAACUCAACACACUUAUUACAAGUUCAUCUGGAGGCAAAUUACAAAAUAUGGCAUCAGAAGACACCAAUGUUCAUGACAGACCAGCCAAUACAACGAUAUCUGCAAGACAUCAUUCGCAAUAUGAAAAUUCCAAUCAAGAUACGAAACCACCACGAUUAUUAUUCUCCAAACGAUGCUUCGUAACUGCAUUAUUAUUCGUUGGAUACGUACUGCUGACUAUAGGAGCACGAAUGCUGGGUAUCGUGAUCAUCGAUAUGACGUAUUUAUCCGGUAAUCAUACCACUGUUGAUGUCGCACGCUACGAUUGGGACUCGCCAACGAUCAGCUUGGUUUUAAACAUGUUCUGGUACGGUUUCCUAUUCUCGCCCUUUAGUGGAUACAUUUCACAGAAAUUCGGAGCAGCUGUUACUUUUGGAGGAUCGAUGAUACUAUCCGGAGUAUUAUUCUUCGCCAAUCCAUUCGGAUUAAAAGUACACUUCUAUCUGUUUCUUCUAAUUCGAGGACUGGUUGGCUUGAUCCAGGGUAUAGGAAUGUCGUCGAUGUCAGGAGUUAUCGCUAACUGGAUACCGAAAGCUGAACGUGCUAAGCUUAUGGGAUUCAUUGUCAAUGGAAUACAUUCCGGUAACGUGUUAUCGUUCGCCUUCUGUGGGUUUCUAACACAGCAUUUCGGUUGGCCGAUGUCAUUUUAUGGCACAGGUGCUGUAUCGGUAAUCUGGGCGAUCGUAUUUUUAAUCUUCGUUACAAACGAUCCAUCCCAAGACAAAUGGAUUUCGCAGAAAGAACUCGCCUAUUUGCAAAGCACCAUUGCGAGAACUCCCAGCAAAAACAACCACUCUCCGUACAAAGCUAUUUUUUUAUCACCUCCAUUUUGGGCAUUAUUUUUAUGUAAAUUCGCCUACGCUUGGACCAAUGUCUUGGUGGUUGGCUAUUGUCCAAUGUAUAUCAAUGACGUGAUCAGAGCAGAUAUAAACUUAGUUGGCUAUAUUGCAUCAAUUCCAAGCUUUGCUAUCAUAUUUAUUCUACCAGUUACCGGAAUAUUAAUGGACCAUUGUCAAAAACGCACAAAAAUUGAAGAUACCAAGGUCCAUAAAAUAAUAAUUUGCAACGGUUUUGUUAUAUCUUCGGCUUUAUACCUUUUGGUUGCCUAUGUCGAUAAUUUUAUCGUAUCCAUUGUCUGUUUUGUACUCAUCAACGUGAUAAUUUCGUACAACAGGGUAAUUUAUGAAGUACUGACGGUCAAUAUUGCUCCCAAUCACUCCAGUCUGAUCUCAGGAUUGACGUUAUUCGGUCAAACGAUCGGUAUCAUCGUAGCUCAGUCAGCUAUCGGGUACAUCGUUCAAAACCACAAAGCUUCAGAAUGGGAUAUAUGUUUUUGCUGUGCUGCUGCUGUGUUGACAUUCACAGCUCUGAUAUUUGGCUUGUUCGGUUCGAGUAAACCACAACCUUGGUCGGUCUCUCCUCCAGCUCAGGCCGCAGAUCAAACUUCCAAACCUCAAGAUUGAAAAUAAUUUUUACCUAUUGAUACGUUACUUCUUUAAUUUAAUAUGGGUAAUAAUGAGAAUUUAUUAUUCUGCCCAAGUAUUUUUUUUUUACAGUGUACUUAGGAAAAGACUAGUCAAUCAAGUAUUGGAAUUUUUUUUUGAGAUUUAACACUAUGAUCAAUUUUUUUGUACUUUCACUUUUUUAAAUUUUUUCUAUUUAAAAAAUAAUUUAUGCAUUUAAUGUAAGAACAAGAAGUUACCUAUUCAAUUUUUUUGUUGAGAAGUAUUUUUAUGAAACUAAGUCAUUUUAUUUUAAAUAUUCAAUUUGAAUAAUUUUCAAUAAAUUAUUUUUCCAUUUUCA
This is a messenger RNA of Planococcus citri (citrus mealybug), 2048 nucleotides long. Its product is annotated as sodium-dependent phosphate transport protein 3-like. Gene Ontology annotation, biological process: monoatomic anion transport; transmembrane transport. Gene Ontology annotation, cellular component: membrane. Gene Ontology annotation, molecular function: transmembrane transporter activity. The transcript is spliced from 10 exons. Lineage: Eukaryota; Metazoa; Arthropoda; Insecta; Hemiptera; Pseudococcidae. The record is from RefSeq and is a predicted model, not a curated record. Bases 167 to 1708 code for a protein of 513 amino acids.